CUCUCUUUCAUCUCUUCUUCAAUUUUUCUGAGUUUUUAGAGAAAAGUUUCUAUUAAUUUAUUUUUAUUGUAGACGUAUAAUAUUACAAGUUUAAUUUCCCUAGUGUGUCUUUACCUUUUGCCUUGUCUCCCUCACGAGACAAAAAGAGAAAGACAAACACUUUCUGUCUUUCUUUUCUUCCUCUCUCUCUCUUGCUCCGACCCCUUUCAAAAUUUGUAGCUAAUUAUGGCCUUAGAGGCUGUUGUUUACCCACAAGAUCCAUUCUCCUACAUCUCUUACAAAGAUUAUCAGUUUCACGACUUAUACUUUCAACAAGAAGAAGAUCGAGAUCCACUAGAAACCAAGAACAACGUUAAGCUAGGGCAAGAACAAAGACAAGGGUUUGAGAGUAUUUAUUAUAACGGCAACAGCGGAGAUAACAAUGAUGAUUAUAACUACAACGAUCAGAAGGAUCUUCAAUUGCCACGAGACGACCUUCCUUAUGGAUCUAUCGUCGAUACCGAGAACCAGCCUCCAACGUCUGUUUUAGCGACGGGAGAAGGGAGGAGAAAGAGGAGGAGGACGAAGAGUAGCAAGAACAAGGAAGAGAUCGAGAACCAGAGGAUGACUCACAUCGCCGUCGAGAGAAACCGUCGGAAACAAAUGAACGAGUACCUCGCCGUUCUCCGUUCUCUCAUGCCACCUUCUUAUGCUCAAAGGGGAGAUCAAGCGUCAGUAGUUGGCGGAGCAAUUAACUACUUAAAGGAGCUUGAGCAUCAUUUACAAUCAAUGGAUCCUACGGUAAACACCCCUGCCACAAAAGAGGCUGGAGACGGCGCCGGCGACCUGAUGAACACGAUCGCCGCCAGCUCAUCUGGACCGUUCUCAGAUUUCUUCGCAUUUCCUCAAUACUCGAGAAGGCCUUCCUCGUCGUCUGUGGCUGAGGGAACGGCGGAGAUAGAGGUGACGAUGGUGGAGAGCCAUGCGAAUGUGAAGAUACUUGCGAAGAAGAGACCGAAACAGCUUCUUAAACUGGUGGCAUCGAUUCAGAGCCUAAGGCUUACUGUUCUUCAUCUCAAUGUUACCACUCGUGACGACUCCGUCCUCUAUUCCAUCAGUUUAAAGGUUGAAGAAGGGAGCCAAUUGAAUACAGUGGAAGAUAUCGCAGCAGCUGUGAAUCAAAUCCUAAGGAGGAUCGAAGAAGAUUCAUCCUUUAGUCUCUAUUCAGUCCAUCACUGAAAUGUAGCAUUUGCUUACCAAAACAUGGCGAGUGUGUAUAAUUGUAAUGGCAAGAUGGUAAGCGACUGAUUGAGAAUUCUGUCUCGACUAAGCAGCAGGAGUUUUUGAAAAUUAGAUCUUAUAUAGU
This is a messenger RNA of Brassica oleracea var. oleracea, 1345 nucleotides long. RefSeq names its product transcription factor bHLH96. Lineage: Eukaryota; Viridiplantae; Streptophyta; Magnoliopsida; Brassicales; Brassicaceae. Gene Ontology annotation, biological process: regulation of transcription by RNA polymerase II. The coding region runs from base 226 to 1218 and encodes 330 amino acids. The transcript has 4 exons. The record is from RefSeq and is a predicted model, not a curated record. Gene Ontology annotation, molecular function: protein dimerization activity; DNA-binding transcription factor activity, RNA polymerase II-specific; RNA polymerase II cis-regulatory region sequence-specific DNA binding.